CUGGCAGUGUAUCCGCGAGGAAGCAUUUCCGCCUGUGGGGCCCCGUGUGGAGGGCGAUAGCUGCGAGAGGGUCCGGCUCGGGGCUGCCGUCACCGCUAUCGGAACCAAAAGUGGUCUCCCACCAUGGCGACCAACUGCUUUAUGCUAGUGCCUUCCAUUGCCGUGCCACUGGUAGCGGUACUGCUUCUCUGGUUCGGUUUCUACCAGCACAGCGACGAUCGGCAGCCGGCGGCACCGGCCUCAACGACCGCCCACCGGCCGCCCAGCGUGCUGUCGCCGCCCGACCCUGCCGACACCGAUUUCACGAUCAAACAGUCGUACUCCACGCUGCACAUGUUCGAGUCGACGGCCGUGUGUAGCGAUUCCGACAUCUGCAGCCAGAUCGGCCGUGAUUUGCUGCGACGAAACGGGUCCGCAGUGGACGCCGCGGUUGGGAUGAUGUUCUGCGCCGGGCUCACGAACCUGCAGUCGAUGGGCCUUGGCGGUGGUUUCGUGAUGAACAUCUACCAGCGUCAGCAACGGUGCGCUUACACGCUGGACGCCCGGGAAAUAGCUGCCGGCGGAGCGAAGGAAGACAUGCACCUGUACGAUCCGAGCACCACCAACGAGGGUCCGCUGUCGGUGGCGGUACCGGGUGAGCUGAAGGGGUACUGGGAGGCGCACCAGCGCUUCGGGACGCUGCCGUGGGCCGAAGUGCUGCAGCCGACGCGAGCACUCUGCCGACGGGGCAUUCCAAUCACCAAGCACAUGCACGACUCGCUGGCAUUCAACGCGAAAGCGCUGUCCGAUGAGCGUAUCAGGCACCUCUUCACCGAUCCAGCCACCCGCCAGCGGAAGCAGCAAGGGGACCUGAUCCACCCGAGAGCGCUCUGCGAUACGCUCGACCAUAUAGCGAUCGCGGGCGGCGAUGCUCUGUACCGGGGAGAAUUGGCCGCCCAGUUUGCAGCGGAUCUUCGGGACGUGGGUAGCAUUCUAACGGCGGAAGAUCUCGCUCGCUACAGCGUACGGUGGAAUGAGUCGCUGCCCAUCGAUCUGAACGGGGACACGAUGUACGUGGUGCCGCCUCCCGCCAGUGGCAUCCUCCUCGCGUUGAUCAUGAACAUCCUCAAGGGCUUCGGUUUCCGGGCGAGCGACACCCGUACCGCUGAGUCAGCCAUCCGCACGACGCACCGGAUAGUGGAGGCGUUCAAGUUCGCGUACGGCAAGCGCACGGAGCUCGGUGAUCCGGCGUUUACGGACGUGCUGGAGCUCACGCGUAACCUGACCGCCCCUGAGUACGCCGAGACCGUGCGCCGUCGCAUCGAUGACGAUCGAACGCACCACCUGCCGGAGGACUACGAUGGGCACUUCUUUACGCCAAACAAUGACGGCACGGCCCACAUCUCAGUGCUAGCACCGUCCGGAGAUGCCGUUUCGGCUACGAGUUCCAUCAAUUUCUAUUUCGGCGCCGGAAUAAUGGGCCCACGGACUGGCAUCAUCUUGAACAGUGGCAUGGAUGACUUCUCCUCACCAGGGCUAAGCAACUACUUUGGGUUACCCGGGACAAAGGCUAACUUCAUACGACCGUACAAGCGUGCCCUGUCAUCGAUGUGUCCUACGAUUGUGACCGAUCCGUUCCACAACGUAAAGUUAGUUGUAGGUGCUGCAGGUGGUACCAAGAUCACCACUGCAGUCGCGUUGACACUGGCACGCGCCCUCUGGUUCGACUACGACAUCAAGGAAGCAGUUGAUGCUCCACGGUUCCACCACCAGCUCAUACCCAUGGCAGUCCAGUACGAAUAUGGAAAUCUCGAGGUGAUUGUCAAAGGAUGGCAGCAGAAAGGGCACCAGACCAUGCGCUACCGAGAGCGUGGCUCGAUAGUUUGCGCAAUCGCAAAAAACGCGUCGGGCGUGUACGGUAAUGCUGACUUUCGGAAAGGUGGCAAUGUUGCUGGGUUCUAAAGCACGUGCUACGUGUAAUGCAUGCAAUCAUAUUCUAAAGAGAAAGCGUUCAACGAAGAGUGAAGCAAUGCCACACAAUUAAUGCGUUCCGGAAGAGUGCUCAACUAAUAACCUUGCAUAACUCUACGUAAAAGAAUGAGAUGAAGAAACGGUCACUUGAAAAUCGAUACGCAAUCAAGAAAACGGAGGCUGAAGUGCAUCGAGACUUCCGAAAAAUGGUGGUUUCAAUGUGUUCGUGACUCUCGUGAAGGAAGGACUAAAAUCUCCAAAGACGCUGAGGCGCUC
Messenger RNA from Anopheles cruzii, 2226 nucleotides. Its product is annotated as glutathione hydrolase 1 proenzyme-like. Gene Ontology annotation, molecular function: glutathione gamma-glutamate hydrolase. The transcript is spliced from 11 exons. The record is from RefSeq and is a predicted model, not a curated record. The coding region runs from base 124 to 1941 and encodes 605 amino acids. Gene Ontology annotation, cellular component: plasma membrane. Gene Ontology annotation, biological process: glutathione catabolic process. Lineage: Eukaryota; Metazoa; Arthropoda; Insecta; Diptera; Culicidae.